This is a messenger RNA of Lagopus muta (rock ptarmigan), 4721 nucleotides long. RefSeq names its product WD repeat domain 27 (gene WDR27). Gene Ontology annotation, molecular function: protein binding. Lineage: Eukaryota; Metazoa; Chordata; Aves; Galliformes; Phasianidae. The record is from RefSeq and is a predicted model, not a curated record. The transcript is spliced from 24 exons. Bases 95 to 2584 code for a protein of 829 amino acids.
CCGUUGCUCGGCGGCUGGGCGGCUUCGUCCCGAUCCCCCGCGCAGUCAGGAGGUCGGGACGCACCCCGAGCCGCCGGCGGUGCCCCGCUGUAGGAUGGAAAGCGAGGGCGACAGUUGUUCGUGGGGAAGGAGCGAAGACCCUGAGGUCGUCCGCGAAAAACGUCUGUUUAAGUCCAGGUUGCCGGAGUGCCUCGUCCAGGUGGCGUGCGGACACCAGCACUGCGCCUUCCCGCUGAAUCGCAACGAGCUGUGCGUCUGGAAUACAGCUGGCAGCCCUGCUGCACAGCCAUUAUGUUUGUCAGGACAUCAGCAUGCAAUUUCUGCACUGUCUUUUGGAAGUAAAAUUAAUCCACUUCUAGUCUGCUCAGCUUCCCAUGAGCGUGUGAUAGUGUGGAAUCUUGAUGAAUGCACAACGAAACUGCGAGACGGGUUAACACCUCAAGGAAUUAUUAUUGGAACUCUUCUGAGAUUGGUUCUUCAUGUAAGAUUUAGUCCAGAUGAUCAACAAGUGGCAGUAUGUGCGGGAAAUCGAAUCUACAUGUUAAGUGCAAAGAAUGAAGCUAUACUAGUUAAAUUGAAUGGCCACCUGGCUCCAGUGACUGCUGCUGAGUUUUGCACGUGGGAGAAAAAUAUGCUUAUAUCGGUGUCUGAAGACAGAAGCUUCAAGGUAUGGGACUAUUCUACUGGACUGUUAAUGUAUCAGUCAGGGAUAUUAACAGCAUUUCCUUUGCUAAGUCUACUAAUUGAUGAAGAAAAGAGACAGAUCAUCACUGGAUGUGCUGAAGGACAGCUUUGGAUCUUCAGUUUAAGCAGUGAUCAUAAUUACCGUUGUGUGGCACAUACUGACUUAAAGAAAGAGCGAGAGAAAUUCUAUAAUAAAAUCUGGAAAUCUGAAGAAGAAUUAGGUGGAAGGGAAAAUGCUUCUGAGCUUUGCAAAACAAACAGCAUGAAACCAGAGGGGUCAGUGGAAGCAUCAUUGCCUGUUCUCCUAAUUGAACACUGUGACUAUUCAGUAUGUUUCCACAGUGAAGAAAAUAUAUGCUGUGCCCAGAAUAGAAGCUAUUUUUGGAUAGGAACCUCUACUGGCUUAUUAUUAAUAAACUUAGCAAACUUGGAACUGGAAGCGUUUUUAUGUUACAAAGAUUACAGUGGCCUCAGCAUUCGAUUUGCUAGAUUGUGUUCAUUAAUGAAGAAAGCAGUUAAUGGAAAGGUUUUAUGCUUGAUCACUUCAAUGUUUGAAGACAUCAUCGCUGUGUUGGAAGUUAACCCUGCUUUGUUGGUGACAUCUCAGCAGAGUGGUAUUCUUAAAAGUGGAAAUGAAGGGAGUCUAUCAGUCAUUGCCAGGUGUCCGCUGUUGCCAACAUCUCCAUUGUGUAAAAAUUUAAAUAAAAAUAAAAAAUGUCCGAGUAAAACGCAUGGAGUGAAAAGCACUGUGAAAGAUCAACCACUGGUUUUUCAUAAUAAAAUUAAGUCAUCGGGUUAUACAGCUGCACCACAAAUGGCCAUGUUUUCUCCAAAUACUAAACUGAAGAAAAAUAAUGUAUCAAAGUGCAAGACCAGUUUUAAAGGUAAAAAUAAAGAAUAUCCACUGGAAAGUUCUCCUCCAAUCAACCAUGAGGCAGAAACAUCCGUUAGUUUUCAACCAACUAGAAUUUGUUGUGUUCAGUAUUCUGGGGAUGGAAAUUACCUGGCCUGUGGGCUGGCUAACAAGACUGUACUGAUAUUCAACUCUGAUCUCACCAAUACACGGCAUGUUUUUGCAGGUCAUGAUGGUGCAGUUAACUCUGUUGGCUGGAGUCAUGACAAGAAGUGGAUAGUUUCUGCAUCAGAUGAUAGAACUGUAAGGGUCUGGUCAGUCUGCAAGAAUGAACCUGCCCUAAUUCUGGGAAAAGAGAUGUUCCAGCGGGCUGUAGGCUUUGCACAAUUUUAUUUUAUGGAUACAUUUAUAUUGCUGUGCUGUGGAGCUGAAUUUCAUCUAUUAAGUUUCCAUCUAGAUGCAGCAAAGGAUGACCUAAGACGAUACAAACAGAAAAGUAUUUGCAAAUUGGUACAGAAAUUUCCCAUGGCUUCAACAGUGGAGAUUACCAGCCUUUCAGCAGUGAAUGAUUUCUACUCUUAUAUUGUACUUACAGCUGGCAGCAACCGAGCAUUGGAAGUUUUUGAUCUCAAUGCAGGCCACAGCACAGCAGUGAUACCAGAAGUUCAUACUAGAGCAGUCCAUCAGAUCUGUCAAAACAAGGGGUCAGCAUUCAGUACUAAGAAGCCUGAAGCUUACAACCUUUUCAUGACCACUGCUGUAGGAGAUGGAAUCAAACUCUGGGAUUUAAGAACUCUCAAGUGUGAACGUCGAUUUGAAGGGCAUAGUAGCCACUCCUACCCUUGUGGAAUUGCAGUAUCUCCUUGUGGGCAGUUUAUAGCCAGUGGUUCAGAUGACAAGUAUGCUUACAUAUUUGAGAUGCAUUCGAGUACCUUUUCAUAUAAACUGGGAGGACACACAGAAUCUGUCACUAAUGUGGCUUUUAGUCCCUUUUUGCCACAGAAGUUCAAAUGCAAAGUAGAAGUGGUUGAAUUGGAAUCUGAAUAGAACAGACCACAGAUUGUUUUAUCAAAUGCUUAUUUUACACGUGUGGAAGAUAUUAAUUCAAACCGUUAGUCUGUAGAACAAUUUUUUUGUGUUAAUGUAUAAGUCUGAUUUUGUGUUCAGUGAGUACAGCUAUAUUUCAGAUAAUAUUAGUUACAGGUAUAUUGUGACAAGAUUAUGUUAGAAACUAAUAUAUUAUUGGGCAGCUGGAGAAGUUUAAAUUAAUAGCAAAGAUCUGAAAGACUCUUUCACAGCUAGGUUUACUUGGAAACCAUUGAAAAUUUCACAGUAACUUUCUGCCCACCUGUUUGGAGAGAGACAUGUAAUGUUCCUAGUAAUGAGAUUUGCUUGUGGAUCUCUUGGGCAGUAACACAGUUAUUUGCUAUAACCACCAGUUUAGUCAGAAUUGCCUACGGGUGGUUUUGGAUGUGUCUGGAAAAAUGAGUUAUCAUCUUUUACUAGCUACUAACAAAAUAUACUUUUCCUGGUGGUCACAUCUGGAGAUUUCAGUUUAGAACAUUCUAUAUAAAAAUGCCAUCCUUUUGUGAUAUUUAGUUCACCAUUGAUGGUUCAUUUAAUCAUAAUUUUUUCCCCAAUGGAGGUUACUUUUGAAGUGAUAUGGAAAAUUUUUUCUCUGACUGAAGUUUGCUUGAGUUUUGGCUUUACUAACUUGUCUUGUGUUAUACCUACGUAGGGCAGAUUUUUUCCAGUAUGAUAUUCUGCCUUAGGACUCAGAACUGUCUUGUCAGAAAUUAAUUCAUGUGGAUAUAAAACCUGUGACCAGCUUCACCUCUAAUACGAUUUAACUGAAGUCAGGAAAAUGCUUUCACGUGGUUCUUUUGAUGUUGGUAUUUGGUCGAGUCAGUCUAAGUACUUCCUCUCAUAGUCCGCAAAUACGUCAAAAUGGAUGUUAAUGAAAUUUACUGGCUUUUCUUUUUUGCUUUAAUUUUCUGUCUGAGAGGAACAGAUUGCCAGUUGACAGCUUUUCUGUUCUUUCAUUCCCAGUGAUCAAAUUCAAAGGCUAAAAAAUGCAAACAAAUUCUUAAAAAUUGCUCUAGUACUUUUUUCCUUUCUGAAAUUCUCAUGAAAGUUGUGAAUUCUGCUGAGAGACUAGAUUACACAGAUUUUAAAAACAUUUUUAAAGUUUUCUAGAAAUAUUUUUUGAAAAAUUAUUUGGUAGAAUCUUUUGUCUUUGGUACGGCCUUUGGAUUGAUCUUCACGGUCAUGAGAGAAGUAGAAUAAGAAGACGGAAAAACAAGCUUGUUUGAGUGCUUAAAUGGAAGCUGCAAGCAUGUCAGAAUGGAAUGCAGCUGAGAGUUCGAAUCCCAACGAGUAAGAAGGCAAAAAAUGAGGCAAUGAAAAAUGAUCGUAACAUGUUUUUUCAGGGCAGACUUGACUUAAAAUGUGGCAACCCUGAAGCAGAUAAUGUACAGAGGAUCAGUUGUGUUAUUUGAAUUAAUAAAACCAUGCACAUCUAGAAAGAGUAGAAAUGAUUUCUAGAAGUUUGAGAAAGAUGGAUUCUGAGAUUUAAGAUGUAAGGAUAUUUGUGGAGAAGGUCACUUGGUAAAAAUCUGAAGGUUAAUUAUUUUCUUUUGGAUUUUAAUUAACUCCAAAACAAAUACAUUUUUGCAAGUAGGCUACUGUUAUUCUCAGAAGAGACACUGUCCUAGAAUUUUAGGAAGUUUACAGAUUGGCCUGAGCUGAACCAACUAGGAAUAUGCUAUGCCUGUUACAGUUAAUGUACUUAUAAAAUCAUAUUCUCUAAAUGCAAUAAUGUCAUGCUUGGAAAUUAUUAAUAAAGGAGAAAAAGGAGAUUAUUUUUAUUUUGGCCAGAAGGAUACUGCAGAUUUGUUAAUCAUUCUUGAAUACACAAAUUCUCAAGCCUAAUUAUUUCUUUGUUUUUUUUUCUUUUUGAGAUCUUCAAGCAUCCACUGUGCUGUGCACAGUUAUCUUAUGCUAUUUUGUUUAUAAGCAACCUAUCUUGUGAUUGUGAAAUUUGUACUCAUGCUCCACUGCAAAUGUUAAACACAACGGCAGUUGCUUAGGCUAGUAUAUUUUACUUCACGUUUUUGAUGAACUGGAUCUACACAUGCACUGGGCCUUGUGUGUUUUAUUAUCAAGUUUACAACUCUUUACUUAC